Molecule: messenger RNA, 1801 nt
Organism: Hordeum vulgare subsp. vulgare (domesticated barley)
Lineage: Eukaryota; Viridiplantae; Streptophyta; Magnoliopsida; Poales; Poaceae
Exons: 5
Coding region: 349-1503 (384 amino acids)
Biological process (GO): CAAX-box protein processing
Cellular component (GO): membrane
Molecular function (GO): metalloendopeptidase activity
Source: RefSeq, a predicted model, not a curated record
AACCGUAAUCCGCACACCCUCCCGGUCCCAGCAGCCCGCGCCUCUCGACGGCGCUUGCUCCCCGUCGGCGCACUCGCGUCUCUCAGGUUCCUCGGCGCCGCUCGCUCUACCCCGUUGUCUCUUGCGCGCAGGGUCGCUCGCCUUCCCCAUCGCCGCCCUCGCCGGCCGCCGGUGCGCCCGGGCCCCCACCGUUGCCGUGACCUGCUGGCAGCACGCGCGCGCGCCCGCGUCCUGCCCCCCGCCUCGUCCUCACCGGAGUCGCGCUGUGCCGUUCGCCUCCUUGCCUGAUCCCUCGUGCCUUCCUCCUCUCUCCCGCCCUAAAUCGGUUCUGCAUGUUACCGAAUACGCAUGUCGUCCACCUCCUGCCUAGCCCCUCCCCCUCUGCGGCUCCCCUGCCGUAGGGUUAGGCUCCCACCUCCCUCCGCCGCCGUCGGCGCCACCGUCGCCGCCGAGAGGCCAUCACUCAGGUUUAAGCCUCGCGGGGCUGCUCCCACCAAGGUGCUCGACUUUGUGGAAUUUGGCGACAAACGGCUACAGAUUUUGCGAGUCAUGUGUGGAUGGAGGCUGGUUCACAUCUCAUGCUUCAGGCAGGAGCAAGACGUGUCAACAUCUGAUGAUGGCAUCAAUUUCGAGUACAAUGAGCAGGCAGAGAUCUCAGAGGACUCUGACCUGAAGGAGGAAGAUGGUGGAAGCCCCAACAGGGAUGAUCAGAAUUAUGUAAAUGGAUACUGGUUUGAUAGAGCGCAGAAGAUGAAGGAAAAUCUUCAGGAAACAAUUUUCAGAUUUUGGAAUGGGCGCUGGGCGGUACCUUGGACUGGACAAACAAUUGCCCAGGUCAUGUUUUUGUGGAUUGCGACAUUUUGGCUUGUGGGUUCCUGGAUAGUGCCGUUCUUGGCUCAUGCAGCUGGCUUUAGCAAGGAAACAUUGACGCACAGAGGCCAAGCGUUAUAUAGCCUCGUGACGGACAUAACUGAAGGCCUUGCUGGGAUUGCUAUCCUUCACCAGUGCCUUGGUAGGUUCCGCCCCCUUCCUCCAGGCUGGUUUGAGUUCAAAUUGAAGGGCAAAUGGCAUUGGGAUGUAGUGUUGGGGUGCCUGUUAUUUCCACUGGUGAAUUUGCUUUCUCACAUCAACAUCAGCCUAGUUCAUAUGUCAUCAGGGCCAGUUGCCGGGGUAUCCGGUGUAGAGCAAUCCAUUGUGGCCCGUGACCCGGUGGCAAUGGCCUUGUAUGCAGUGGUAGUCACUGUAUGUGCACCAAUAUGGGAAGAGAUUGUGUUCCGUGGUUUCCUCCUCCCAUCUCUAACGCGAUACAUGCCUCUUCCAUGGUCGAUCUUGCUAAGUGCCGCAGCGUUUGCACUGGCGCACUUCAACGUGCAAAGGGUGUUGCCGUUAAUAUUUCUUGGGGUUGUGAUGGGAGGUGUCUUUGCCAGAUCACGCAACCUAUUGGCAUCGAUCGUGCUCCAUAGCCUUUGGAACGGUUUUGUAUUCCUGGAUUUGAUGAAGUGAGCUAUGAUGAUAUUGUUGUCCAGCUUUCGAUAUCUACCUUUGUGUUAUCAUUGUGCACGGAGAGAAAAGAAGCUAACGAAGGGUGGUGGUCAGAUUGUUUAUGUAGAACAAAUCAUGCAGAGACAAGAGAUGUUCAGUGGAGAUUAGACAACAUCGAACGGAUUUUUUGAAGAUUUUUGUGUAGUGUCAGAAUAUAGCCAUAGGACCUGUGCCCAGAAGCGUUUUUUCUUACUCAUGUAAAUAUAUACACAUGAUAAUAAUUACCUAAUCGUAUAUAGAAUUACCAAUUCAUAUGUAA